Messenger RNA from Macrosiphum euphorbiae (potato aphid), 702 nucleotides. NCBI's taxonomy places the organism in Eukaryota, Metazoa, Arthropoda, Insecta, Hemiptera, Aphididae. The record is from the annotation of a GenBank genome assembly.
AUGUGGAUAUUUCUUCAGGAAUUAAGUGAAAAACUAAUUUUCAAAAGACUUGUUAUUCGCAAGUUACAUUUAGACUUUGAGAUAAGCGCUCAUGAAUUAUAUAGAGAGGUAUUCCCAAGUGUGGAAAUUCAAGCAUGUCGAUUUCAUUUAGGACAGUGUUGGUGGCGAAAAAUAAAUUCUGAGCAGCAACUCCGAACAUCAUAUACGAACAACGUCGAGUUAGGAAAAUGGUUAAAACUAUUUUUCGGGUUGCCAUUCAACCCAACACAUGACAUCGAAAAUCCAUUCGUUGAACUUGUAUCUAUAUGUCCAAAUAUAGAUAUAGGAUGCUUAUUUUCUGAUUAUAUAUUGCAUACUUACGUAGAAAAUGACUGUUUAUUUCCACCAGAAAUUUGGGCUCAAGAGCCGUCAGAAAAUCCUCGUACAACAAAUGGAUCUGAGAGUUUCCAUAGAACAUAUAAUGCACAGUUUCAUAGUCCACACCCUUCUAUUCAUUUGGUUAUAUCAGUUCUGAAGGAAACACAACAAGAGACUUGCACAAAAAUAAAAUCAGCAUCCAAAGGACGUUUCAGUGAAAUGGCCUUAGCCGACAAACAACGUUUAUACCACACAAUUAACGAAUAUAAAGAAUAUUUAAUUCACAAAAAUAUAAUUAAAUAUUUGUCAAAUAUUUGUAACAAAUACCAAGGUAUCAAAUUAUAA